CAUGUGAGCGUAGUCCGGGCACGCUGCCAAGCGGAGUGUGUGUGUUUUUUGAAUGAAUACCUGAUGAAGCUGACGGAGAGAGCAGUGGGCGGAGCUCUGGUGGUGGAGUACUGUGGGGAGCUUGGGUAGCCAGCGGCCUCGCAUAGCACCGUGCCGGAGCGCCGCGCGCCGCGCCGGGCCAGGACCGGGCUCUUUCACAGCGCGCCGUGUCUCGUCCGCCGGGCCCAUUCCCGAUGGCCCCUCGGCUGCCCAACUCACAGCCCGGCUUUUUCCCUUUUCCCGUUUUUCUCGGGACCGAACAAAAACAAUAGCAGGAAAAAAUAUCCAGACGAAGAGAGCCCAGAAAGACGAGGGUGUUUUUCUGGACUGGGGCCGAGGACGACAUGACUCGUAAAAUGCGAGGGUUUGGGGAUGCGGAUCACUACAGCUGCCAUGGUGCCCCACGCUCGGAGGGAGAUGAUUCCUCAUGAAGUCCCAAGAUCGCUCCAUGACUGCAGGCGCCGUGUCCCAAGCUUCGGCCUGAGGUCCACUCCUACCAGACGCUGAGGACUGACAGCUCAGCUGGCAAGCAAGUGGGUGGACAGCUCUUAGAAGCUCAAAGACAGAGAGAGAUAGAGGAGGAAGGGGGGGAGAGGAGGAGAGAAAGGAAUCAGGUCAGGAGCACAAGACGGGGGGGAGGGGGGGGGGAGGGGCGACCAGAGACUAAACAUGAAGUCGAACCAAGAGCGGAGCAAUGAGUGUCUACCUCCGAAGAAGCGGGAGAUCCUCGCCAGUAACCUGGCGCUGGAGGAGAAGCCGGUGGGGGUAACGGCUGGCAGCGAGGCUCUGCGAGGGGAUAACUUGGCAUGGCUCGCCAGCAUGGCCAGUAGGCAGAGCGCCAUCAGGCACGGCCCCACCCACGCUGAGGAUGACACCGCCCCCCCACAAAACCCCCUCCCUGCCAUCGCUGAGCACUCUCCUCCAUCUUCCUCCACUUCUCUGACCUCAGGGGCGGCACUCACGUCCCUCUCUGCUGUGUACUCCUCACCCCUCUCGCAACAUGGGGGGGCGAUCCAGUACGCCCAGCUGCCCCCCAGUGUGCAGUUCAUUGGCCCGGCCUUCACGGGGCCCUAUGCUGGGUACAUCUCCUCGCAGGUCAUCUCCUCCUCUACAGUUACAUCAGCUCCAGCUGUUACCACGCAGCGCCCCCAGCUGGAGGGUUACGGCAUCUCGCCGGCUGCCACCAUCUCGCAGGCUUCUAGAGCAGACCAGCACCCGCAGCUGAGCGGCUCGCCGGGUCUGCUCGCAGGCAUCCCGUCGCUCCCCCACCCCAUGCACCCGGCCAGCCAGUACGUGCAGAUUGCCAGCACCCCCCUGAGCGUCGCGACCAGGGCUCUCCCCGCGUCCGCUGCGCACGUGCCCCUGCACCUCCACCACAACCCUGCCAUCGUUCCCCAGACCCUCACCCUCGCCCCUUCGCAAGUAGUGGUCCAGUACACCGAUGGGCCUGGUGCCAAGAAGGAGGACGGAAACGGACGAGAGCUGCUGAACGGUGAGGUGGAAAAGAGCCGGCACUACGGCUCUGUGCCGGACACUGGCCGACCCAAGCAGGUAGGCGGGGUCAAGGGAGGCUCCAGCCAGCACCACUACGAUGCCCGGCAGGUCGUGCUCCACGCCGACUAUGCGAAAGACACGCCGGCACUGCGGACCUCACUGACACUGGUGCCCAACAGCCACGGGCGCGGCGGUGACAUAGAGGGCGGCCUGGAGAAAUUGACCACCCACACGGAGAGAUGUGGCCCGGGGAAGCCCAUCUCCCGCACCUCCCCUUUCAGCUUCUCCUCGCUGGAGGGCCCAAAGGUUCCGCCAGUCACCCAGCCACCUCCCACCGUCAUCCAGGCGGUGCAGACCACAGAGACACUGCCCGUGGGUCUCCCGACGGCCGGCUUCUACCCCGCAGGCCAGCCACCCAUCAUCGGCUACAUCGCAGGGGCCGGCCAGGCGCAGCAGCAGCCAGUCAGCUACCAUGCUGGGCUUCCCCAGCACCUGCUCAUUCCCGCCAGUCAGCCACUGCUCAUCCCGGUCAGCGGCGGCACAGCCUCCGAGCUGGAGCCACCCCCGCCAGCCGCCUCCACCGCUGCCCAGCCGUUCUCCACGGCACUGCCUCAAGCCUACAUGGCUGCGACCCUCCCCAAGUGCGAGGUGUUCCGCCCUGGAGAGCACCAGUCCCUGGCCCCCUACCACGCAGCUGCCGUGGUGCAGACCGAGCUCCACCUGCCCAUGGUUUCAACCACACCUGCUGCCGGUGUCCUGGCCUCGCCCCCGCCCGCCUCACCACCACCGCCCGCUUCCUGCCCCUCGUUGCCCCCCUACUUCAUGAAGGGCUCCAUUAUUCAGCUGGCAGACGGCGAGCUGAAGCGGGUGGAGGACCUGAAGACCGAGGACUUCAUCCAGAGUGCGGAGAUCAGCGGCGACCUGAAGAUCGACUCCAGCACAGUGGAGCGGAUCGAUGGCAGUCAGACCCCCAAUUCCGCCAUUAUUCAGUUUGCAGUCGGGGAGCACAGGGCACAGGUGAGUGUGGAGGUUCUGGUGGAAUAUCCCUUCUUCGUGUUCGGCCAGGGCUGGUCGUCCUGCUGCCCGGACAGAACCACCCAGCUGUUUGAGCUGUCAUGCGCUAAGCUGUCUGUGGGUGACGUCUGCAUCUCCCUCACCCUCAAGAGCUUGAAGAACGGCUCUCUGCGGAGAAGUCAGACUCUGGACUCAGCAGACAGCAAUGGUGACUCCCUGACCAAGCCUCAUAAGGUGGACCCAGGGUGCCGGAGCAGGGGGAGUCACUCCGGGGAGCGGGACAACGGGCCGAGGCAGUGGCCCAGGAGUACUGUCGGGACGGUGGAACCCACUUGCACCCAGGCUGUCUUGGAAAACGGGGAACUGGCAUGUGAAGAGAAGAAAAGCUUGUCGGCGCAGACACCCUUGGCGGAUCCAGGUGGAGCUGACAGACCUACGAGCAGGAAGCGGAGGUGGUCUGCCCCAGAGGGCCGCCAGGUGGAGAAGUCAGACGAGGAACCCCCGUUGACUUUGCCCAAGCCCUCUUUUAUUCCUCAGGAGGUCAAAAUUUGCAUCGAAGGCCGGUCAAUUAUAGGGAAAUGAAUGCUGAGAGAACUUUAACUAAUAGAGAGAGUUGAAAAACACACUCAGCUUUUAUUUGGUAUUUCGUUUUGUUUUCAAACCAGAUAACUGUACUGUAGGCUAUGUGUCCGUUAGUAUUUUUGUUAUCAAAUUACUUUUCUUUCGUUUAGGACUUUGGGGUUCUUUGCACUUGGUAUUACAUGGCGAAUCAAUGCUGUUGUAUUUGUUAGGUAGAUAAGAGGGUCAACCAUACCUGUUUGUGACUUUAAUUUCCUCUUAAGAUCCACCUUACUGCUCAUUUCUCCUCAAAGCAGAAGAACACGCUGCAUUUCGUGUUAUCCUAGGCAGAGGAAGAGAUAAGACUUAAUCAUGACAGUGGCCACAUUCGGCGUUUCACCAAAACACACUAGAAGAGAUGGACCCUUUGAGAACCCUUGAACCAGGUGCAGCAAUGUGGUGCAACACUACCGGCAGGUCUUAGGUUAUGCCUCUUAGUUUAGAGCAUCAACAAUGUACCGAUUGUACGGGUUGGCAAGGGCAGAUGCCCCCCCCACCCACUGUUUGUUUCCAUGGCAACAAGGCCAUAAGUGGCAGUUUACAUGAUGUCAGCUACCCCGUUCCAUGUACUAACUCAGUUUGCAUUGUGUGAACUUGUGCACUUUCAUAUGUUCUGUAGCUAUUUAUGGGGCCUGCUCUCACUUCACGUGUAAGAAAAGAUAACUGACAACUUGCACGCUGCUCCUGCUUCAGGCUUUGGUCAAAGUUGAGCAUACACAUCAGUCCUAGAGCCUGUCAUGUUUUGCCGCACAUGGGUUAUCCAGAACGAUGGAUAUUUAAGGUCACUUUAAAGAAAAGCUGGUGCAGAUACGAAUAGCUUUUAAAGGGAUGUACUCAUACUAGGUUGAGCAUGGAAGCCUCUGUGGAUUACUUUGAUUUAGUGUAGCGUGGAGCCGUCUUGGCUCUUUUAUAUGGGAAUGUGGUUUGGGUUUUCUGCGAAAUUUUUAUUUAAUCUGAAAGCCAAUAGGAUGAGCAGUACUGUCAGUAAAUAUUGUUUAGCAUGUAAACUGGAGAAUCAGUGUUCUCCCUUGGCUGUUGGUAAACGCGUGCUUCAGUCCGUAGAAGAGCUUGGUCUUGAUAACCUGGGAUGACAGUAUAAUACUCGCUCUUUUCGCCUGGAACCUCAGUAGUUGCCAAGGGGAGUGAGAGGGUUCUGUUGAACGAUCAGGCAGUAGUGCGUCUCUGCAAGCCUUUGCUCCAGGCCGUCUCAGUGGAUACUCGGGGCUCUGCUACGAUGGCAGCGCCGUGGCUUGUAAGCGUGGCCACAACAUUAGGGAUGCAGCAUCCAGCUCGUUCAUCUUCACAGUUGGGUGCGUCUCACCUUCCUCACAUGUCAUGUUGGUCAGUAGCCAAAGGCACCACCUACACAUGGGUUUUUAUUGACAUUUUAUAGUUAUUAACACACAAGAGAGUUCUAUAUCUUCCAUAGUUAAUUGAACGCAGGAUAAAAUGCUAAAUAGAUAUUGCCCAUGUUGCCCUUUGUAGAAGUUUUUUCUUAUUAUUAAUCUUUGAGCUUUCCUAGGGGAGCCCUCGUCAAAGGUAGGGGCACCCAACUCAGGUUUUAUCCCAGCUAGAAUGCAUUAGGUGCCAGUGGUGAGGAGGUCCAGACUGGAUCAAGUUGUGUUGGGUCUGCUGAGCUCCUCAACCUCUCAUUGCCCUAUGUUUCCCAAUUCGGUCUUUGGGGACCCACAGCCAGUCCAUGUUUUUGCUCCUUGCCAGCUCCUAGACCAAAAAUGUGGACUGUCUGACAGGGAACUUGGAGGGAGAAAAAACGUGGACUGACUGUGG
Messenger RNA from Paramormyrops kingsleyae, 4953 nucleotides. Its product is annotated as ataxin-1-like. Gene Ontology annotation, molecular function: RNA binding; protein binding. The record is from RefSeq and is a predicted model, not a curated record. Lineage: Eukaryota; Metazoa; Chordata; Actinopteri; Osteoglossiformes; Mormyridae. Gene Ontology annotation, cellular component: nucleus. Gene Ontology annotation, biological process: negative regulation of transcription by RNA polymerase II; nervous system development.